This is a messenger RNA of Athene cunicularia (burrowing owl), 3236 nucleotides long. It is a transcript of the gene NRIP3, whose product is annotated as nuclear receptor interacting protein 3. Gene Ontology annotation, molecular function: aspartic-type endopeptidase activity. Gene Ontology annotation, biological process: proteolysis. Bases 379 to 1110 code for a protein of 243 amino acids. The transcript is spliced from 7 exons. Lineage: Eukaryota; Metazoa; Chordata; Aves; Strigiformes; Strigidae. The record is from RefSeq and is a predicted model, not a curated record.
CAGCAGCCUCACGGGCAGAAAAGGGAGAGCCGGGGCACUGUGCUGAUGCUCUGGCGCUCCCCUUUCUGCCCUUGCGGCUGCUGGGGGGCUUUGAGAGCCGUCGGAUGCCUGCAGCUAAUCUCGCUUUCAGGAGAGGCAGUGAGGAGGAACAGUGCUGAUUUAUUCCCUUAGACGGAGCCUGAGCUCACCCGCCGUUGUUUGUGCAACGUAUUACGAUGUGCCCAACCCCUCCGUUACUCGGCGGUGCUGGCUGGAGUACCUGCCGGUCUCCAGACGUCACCGGGCUCCGGUUAUAAAGCGCAGGCGAUAGAGCGUCUCCCCGGCUCCAUCCCUCCGAGAGGCGCAUCUUUGAGAAGCGAGCUGUACGCAGGUGGAAAGAUGUUUUACUCAGGUAUCCUGACAGAACCGAGUAGAAAAGAAGUGGAGAUAAGGGAAGCAGCAUCUCUCCGCCAGCAGAGGAGGAUGAAGCAGGCGGUUCAGUUUAUUCACAAGGAUUCUGCAGAUCUCCUCCCUCUGGAUGGGCUGAAGAAGCUGGGGACUUCAAAAGAUACUCAACCGCAUAAUAUUCUGCAGAAGCGCCUGAUGGAAACAAAUUUAUCAAAAUUACGAAGCAGCCGAGGCAGCUGGACCCCGAAGAGUGAUAUCUCGGUGCAGACCAACAAGCUGAAUCAAACCAAACUGGGCAGCUCAAGCAAAACAGAGGAUGAGGAGCUCAUUGUGGUGAGCUGCCAGUGUGCAGGGAAGGAGCUGAAGGCUGUGGUGGACACCGGCUCACAGCACAACCUCAUGUCAUCUGCUUGCCUGGACAGGCUAGGGUUAAAGGAGCAUCUCAAAGAACUCCCUGGUGACGACAAGAUGGUUUCAUUGCCGUACAAGGUGAGGGCAAUCGGCCAAAUUGAGUGCCUCGCCCUCAUGGUGGGAGCAGUCCCUGUGGAGUGCGCAGCCCUCGUCGUGGAAGAUAACGAGAAACCCUUCUCCUUUGGGCUGCAGACACUGAAAUCUCUGAAGUGUGUCAUAAAUAUGGAGAAGCACCAUCUCGUCCUGGGGAAGACGGACAGGGAAGAAAUCCCGUUUGUGGGCAGUGGCAGCCCUGCGGUGGGAGAGCAGUAAGUUGGUCGGGGGGCAGUUUGGAGGCAUAAAGAGGAAUUGAAACACCAUCCUCACACAAGAGCUUGACAUCAAAGAAAUCUUGUGCAGCUGUUCCAGAUGAAACAGCAGCGUGCUGCUUUGAAAACAUUUAUACUAGGCUACAGCUUGAGUAGAGCUACAUGAAAUCCUGUUCAGUAGCCGAUAAUUUAGAGAUAUUGUCAUGUUUAUCUAUGGUUUUUGAGAAACAAACGUGUGCUUAUUUUCUGGACUUUUCUAUAUAGUGUCCUCUUUAUUACAAACAGUUGGGAAAACCUUAUGAAGUUCUGAUGAGCAAAAUACUUUUUAUAGUGGCCUCGUAUGAGUAAUUGUAUUUAGCUGUGAUUAGAGGCUAUCAGAAUGAAAUUUUUAUUAAUGAUUUUUCCAGGGGCUAAGUAUUUAUAUUCACUUAAUUGAUAUUGCCACAUUCAAAUGGCCAUUACCAGGAAGUUACUCAGAGUAAAGUAACAACGCUAAUACCACCUAGGAAUUACAGCUCAUCCUGUUAGCAUAGUAUUGUUGCCAUGUAAUUAGGGAUGCAACUGCUGGCUUGAUGACAAAGAGCAGUUUACAGAAUUAUUAGUGGGUUAUAGGCUUCUCCGCAAUGGCAUGGCAGAAGCACAGAAACAGGGUUUGGGAGGGCUCCCGGGGUGAUCUCCUGCAGCCCCCAGCUCGCUGUGGGGUUGGUGCCAGCACAGGGGCAGCCCAUCGCGGUGCUGCCUCACUGGGGCUUGAAACCCCCUGAGGAGGGAUCCUCCAGGCAGGUCUCAGCUGCCUGCCUAGUGGGACUAGUCAAGAAAAUUAAUUAUCAUAUUGAGCCAAAAAGCAACAAACAAGCACAAAAGUAUGUUGUCUGGAAAGCAGCAUAUCAGGAACCAAAUGGCCCCAGCACGGCCUUGGUUCACCCCUGCUGCCAGGACUGGUGCCUCCGCCCAGCACCCAGCCUGAGGCACCAGCAGCACCCGGGCUAUGUGCUGGUGAGGCUCAUCCACCCCAGUUGGACUUCAGUGUUGCUGCCAGAAAUGCCAUAUUUUUUGUAUCUAUUUACAAAUUGCCUGGGAUCUUAAGUACUGCACUAACCCUGAUCACCCUCAGGGCAGGUGGGAGUUUUCACCAGGACAAACAUUUCCCUCGGUGUUCCUGUCCUGUAGCAGCAGGGUUGCUACUUCAUAUACUGCUCGCUCCAGACCAGAGCAAAUGUACGGUAUUGCCUGGGGGAGUCUGGCCUCAUACAAAAGCAGCUUUCUGGAUUUUUUUUUAAAGCUAAUGGGAAUUAAUUACUGUCAUCUCCUGAAGAGGCAUCUUUAAAAUUCAGAAUAAUAUCCUUGUGAUGUUGUGCAUCUGCUGAGGAGCAGUCUCUCUGCAGGCAGAGCCGCAGAGGCCAGCUGUGGGCCGCGGGAGCGCGGCUCCGGCAGCUCUUCCUCAGCGAAAGCCCUUUGGCCCAGGCAGGUCGGGCUGUGGGGCGGCUCGGCUGGGCUGCGGGCUCUCCUGUGGGACCCGAGCGGCUGCUCAGGUGUCGAAGCCUCCCCGCAGACAUUCACACGCCGCUGGCCCAGGCAUCCUGUGGUGUGUAGCGCCAGCCACAAGCACCAACACUGUCACUGGCUUUUCCACUUAGGACAUGUCUUGACAGUCCUGGAUGAGGACCAGUAACUUUGUCACCUUGUGGCCAUCGGCUCAGGUCCAGAGCCUGGCCCACAAGCCCGGCUCCUGCUACCUUUAUCCACCCUGUGCCCAGUAAUGCCAUCUCAUGCCUGCCAUGGCAUCUAAGCUGGAACAUUAUCUCCCACCGUGGGUUUGAACCUCUUUUCAAUAUUGGGUAUGACUAGCAAAUCUGAACUCUCUGUAUUUUGAGCUAUUUUAUAUUUUGGUGAUAAGUUUCAGUGCUUUCUCUACAUACAGUAUUUUAUAUAAUGCAGCUAAAUAUAUAUAUAUAUUUACAGGGUUACCCAGGGCAGUCCCACCAAUGUGUUGUAGAAAUAUUUCACUAAAUAUGAAAUAUAUUUGAUUAUUUUAUAUGCUAUGAGUUCAGUAUUUUGGUACUUCUUUCUUUCUGUGCUUAUUACUGUGCUAAAUGUCAAAUUAAAUCUAAAUAAAGUUACACUGUUAUU